AUGGCUUCAAAGCAGCAAUCAGAAAGAUUGGAUGCACACGCGAUGCAGAGGGAAAAAGAAAGGGAAAGGCGCCGUCUUAGAGACAGAAUAAGAAGGCAGAACAUGACCCAAGAACAAAGGGAUAGGCAUCUUGCUAGACGCCGAAGAAAUUAUCAGCUCAGGAGAUUGAGGGCUCAGAAUGCCAAAAUGUUAAGCUCUCAGCAAACUGAUACUAACAUAAAGUGUAAUGCAUCUGAGCUUGAAUUGAUUGACCACCAUUCUUCUUCCAGUUUACCUUUACUCAAUGAGCUGCCAACCACCUCUGAAACUCAAGGAGGAGCUCAGAGCGUAAGGAAGAACCCGAGAAGGUUACGUGUAAGUGAUGUAAGGCAUCUAGCUAGAAGAUUACAUAGUAAUGUUCAACACCAAAAUGGGGGACUUCUUACAAGCUGGCAAUCUCUGCCUAAUCAGUACCAAAUAAACUAUGAUCAACCUGUAAUUGGUAACAACAUCAUGGGUUUAGACUACAAUCGUCAGUUCACAGGUGCUAGCAGUAGCAGUAGCAGUAACAGCAGUGAAUUGAAUUAUCGGAAUUCGAUUAUGCAACAUCCUGGUCUAUAUUCUACUGCAGCAGCAGAAAGACUAUUGAACAAUUUUAUUGAAUUGAGAUGUUAUAAUAGAUCAGUGAUCUUACUCAAAGAUUUCUUAACUGAUCCCUACGUCGUUAUGAUGGAUAAAGGCCGUUCUUCUGAAUUUCUGCAUUUCCUUGAAGGCUGUCCUACAGGUGUGAUUGCUGGUAUACUUGAUAAGAUUGCAAAAUAUCCUGAAGAGUGCCUUGUUUGUGCUUCCUGUCACCCUGUCGCAUCUUCGGUGAUUAAGAAGUUGAUCCAUGUCGCGAGGAAACUACCUUGUGUUAGUCUGUUUCCUAAGACCAUUGCUCCUAGUGUUGUGAGCUUAUUGAGUGACCAAUUUGGAAGACAUGUUGUUGAAGAAUGCUUUAUUUUAUUGGAUAAAUUUAAGAACGAGAUUCUAUAUGAACAAGUGGUAGAACAUUGGUUGGAUAUAGCCACUACCAAGUAUGGAUGCAUUUCGUUACAAGUUUGCAUCAAUCAUAUGGAUCCCUCUCCCUCGCCACAUAUUCGUCAAGGCGUCUAUGUCCCUUCUCUCAAGGAAUGUCUUCUUAAGCUCAUCUCCUACAACGCAGCAUUUUUGGCACUAGAUGAGCACGGGAACUAUGUUUUACAACAUGUAAUAAUGAUGAACCAUCCAUUAUGUAAUGAAAUAAUUGCUACGGAACUAAGACCUAUCUAUGAGAUAUUGUCUAACAGCAAGAGUGGUAGCCAUUUAGUGGAGAAAUGUUGCGGUAGUCCUUUUCGAAGUUAUGUUGCAGAGGAGCUGCUAAAGAGUAAGAAUCUUCUGAGUAUUGUACAAAAUAAGUUCGGAAAUUAUGUUAUUCAGAGACUACUCAAAGAGACAAAGGUAAAAAAAAUAUAUACAUUAUUAGUAAAGCAUGACACUUUCUUGUACGAAAAACUUUACAAGAAAUUGUUGCAAGACUUGGAUACAUUCGAGAAUACCCCUUACGGAAAGAAUGUUGCCAAUUUGAUCAAAGAUCAAUUGAUGGAAGACAAUUACAAAGCCAAUGGAGACAGGAUACAAAAGUGGCAACAAAAAGAUAGACAAAGAGGCAUAUGA
This is a messenger RNA of Chenopodium quinoa (quinoa), 1674 nucleotides long. Its product is annotated as pumilio homolog 11-like. Lineage: Eukaryota; Viridiplantae; Streptophyta; Magnoliopsida; Caryophyllales; Amaranthaceae. The coding region runs from base 1 to 1674 and encodes 557 amino acids. The record is from RefSeq and is a predicted model, not a curated record. The transcript is spliced from 7 exons. Gene Ontology annotation, molecular function: mRNA binding. Gene Ontology annotation, cellular component: cytoplasm. Gene Ontology annotation, biological process: post-transcriptional regulation of gene expression.